Molecule: messenger RNA, 2554 nt
Organism: Maylandia zebra (zebra mbuna)
Lineage: Eukaryota; Metazoa; Chordata; Actinopteri; Cichliformes; Cichlidae
Gene: fshr
Product: follicle stimulating hormone receptor
Biological process (GO): male gonad development; adenylate cyclase-activating G protein-coupled receptor signaling pathway; hormone-mediated signaling pathway
Cellular component (GO): plasma membrane
Molecular function (GO): protein binding; follicle-stimulating hormone receptor activity; thyroid-stimulating hormone receptor activity
Source: RefSeq, a predicted model, not a curated record
AACACCUCACAUUUCUCUCUAACUGACCUGGCGCUGAACCCCCGAGCGGACAGACAGGUAAAAGCGUUCAUAUCAAAUGUGGAGCGUGGACCAGAGACAAUAUCAGAGUAAAAGACACAAAAAGAAGACAAACUAGAAAAGUGAAACCACUCUGUGGACCCUGGCAGACUGAAGUGAUGUUGGUAAUGACACUAAUGAUGCUGCUGAUCGUUACGAUAAAGACGGCAGCAGCCUCGGCGCGCGGCUCUGAAAUGGACAUUAGACCUGGAUUUCAUCCCAGUUUGGCCAAACAAACCUCGUGCCCGUCUUGCCAGGUCAUGUUUGGAGUCACGGCGUUUCCCUCCAACAUCUCCAGCGCCCAGUGCCUGGAAGUUAAGCAGACGCAGAUCAGAGAGAUUCAGCAGGGCGCCUUCUCCAGCCUCCAGCACCUAAUGGAACUGACCAUAUCUGAGAACGACAUGCUGGAGAGUUUCGGUGCUUUUGCCUUUUCUGGCCUCCCUCAGCUCACCAAAAUUUUAAUAUCUAAAAAUGCUGCUCUGAGGAAUAUCGGGGCUUUUGCUUUCUCCGACCUCCCUGAACUCAGUGAGAUAAUCAUAACAAAGUCAAAACACCUGAGUUCCAUCCACCCCGAUGCAUUCAGGAACAUGGCAAGACUACGGUUCUUGACUAUCUCCAACACCGGGCUCAGGAUUUUUCCAGACUUCUCCAAGAUCCAUUCCACCGCCUGCUUUCUGCUGGAUCUUCAGGACAACAGCCACAUAAAGAGAGUCCCUGCCAAUGCCUUCAGAGGCCUCUGCACUCAAACCAUUGCAGAGAUACGGCUCACCAGAAAUGGCAUCAAGGAGGUGGCAAGUGACGCCUUCAACGGAACAAAGAUGCACAGAUUGUUCCUAAGAGGCAACCGACAGCUUACUCACAUCAGUCCCAGUGCCUUUGUGGGUUCCAGUGAGUUGGUGGUACUAGACAUCUCUGAAACAGCCCUUGCCUCUUUGCCAGACUCGAUCCUUGGAGGCCUCAAGAGGCUGAUCGCCGAGUCAGCCUUCAACCUGAAAGAACUUCCUCCUCUUCAGCUCUUUACCAAACUGCGCCAGGCAAAGCUGACAUACCCAUCACACUGCUGCGCCUUCCUGAACAUGCACCGAAACAGAUCGGGAUGGCACUCACUGUGCGACAACCCCGAGGCUAAAAAUAACCUGCACUUCUUUAGGGAACACUGCUCCAACUCCACCUCCAUCACCUGCAGCCCAGCCCCUGAUGACUUCAACCCCUGUGAAGAUAUAAUGUCUGCUGCCCCCUUACGCAUCCUCAUCUGGAUCAUCUCUGUCCUUGCCCUGCUGGGCAACACAGUAGUUCUCCUUGUAUUAUUAGGCAGCCGCUAUAAGCUGACUGUUCCUCGAUUCCUCAUGUGCCACCUGGCCUUUGCUGACCUCUGCAUGGGCAUCUACCUGGUAGUCAUUGCAACCGUGGAUAUGCUCACACGUGGACGGUACUACAACUAUGCUAUAGACUGGCAGAUGGGCUUGGGCUGCAAUGCUGCAGGCUUCUUCACGGUGUUCGCCAGUGAGCUGUCAGUGUUUACCUUAACAGCAAUCACCGUGGAGCGCUGGCACACCAUCACGCAUGCUCUGCGACUUGACCGCAAACUUCGCCUGAGACACGCUUGCAUCAUCAUGACAAUAGGCUGGAUCUUCUCCUUGCUGGCUGCACUGCUGCCCACAGUUGGGAUCAGCAGCUAUGGCAAAGUGAGCAUCUGCCUCCCCAUGGAUGUUGAGUCCCUGGUCUCCCAGUUCUACGUGGUCUGUCUUCUCCUCCUCAACAUCUUGGCGUUCUUCUGUGUGUGCGGCUGCUACCUCAGCAUCUACCUCACCUUUCGCAAGCCUUCAUCAGCGCCAGCCCACGCCGACACCCGUGUGGCUCAACGCAUGGCCGUCCUCAUCUUCACAGACUUCAUCUGCAUGGCUCCGAUCUCUUUCUUCGCCAUCUCAGCUGCCCUCAAGCUGCCUCUCAUCACCGUCUCAGACUCCAAGCUACUGUUGGUGCUAUUCUACCCCAUCAACUCAUGCUCCAACCCCUUCUUAUAUGCCUUUUUCACCCGUAACUUCAGAAGGGAUUUCUUUCUCCUCGCAGCUCGCUUCGGGCUGUUUAAGACUCGAGCGCAGAUUUACCGGACAGAGAGUUCCUCGUGUCAGCAGCCAGCGUGGACCUCUCCAAAGAAUAGCCGUGUUAUCUUGUAUUCCUUGGCCAAUACGCUAAGUCUAGAUGGAAAACAAGAGUGCUGACUUUUACCCACAUUUACAGGUAUGGACUUUUUGCCUUGAUUGCAUAUUAUAUCGAUACAAACAGGCUGCUAAUUCCUUAAAAUGAUGCCUCAGAUCAUGAAUUUCGAUUACUACCUGGGAAAUUUUUUCUGUCUUCUUAGACCAGAAAGAUCUAAGAAAAAACACAAAAUUCAACCAAGUGAAAGGCAAAAGAGCUGAGAACUCAUUUUUGACAAUUUGACCCAGGAGUCUGCAAAACACAGUGAUUGUUAAAAUAAACAAUGCUCUUGCUCUUG